AUGGGUUCGUCGCAGCCGAACAACGGCAGCAGACUGCCAUUUGGUUACCUAUCCGAGGACCCGAACUCUGACCCGUCCAUCUUCGACUUCCUCCCUGACCCGCCACCCGAUCCUGCCCCUGGCAACCCCAUUCUCACCACGGCGGAAGAGAAUGGCCUCGCGAACAUCUUGGCUGGGAUCGUUUCGAACGGCUAUGGCGAGCAGAACUUUGGCGAGGGAGUCAUUGGGGACGAGUGGAUGAUGCCUCCAUCCCUGAUGGGCACCGCUACGUCCUUCGGUCUUCAUCCUCAAAUAUCCAUGCCGGACCAUCUUCUCAACAACGCUUUUUUCCAGACAACCACCCCUCAGACUUUCGCGACAGGCGAUUCCCUACUUGCGUCAGCUCCACCCGCAACAACGACACCAAACGGCUACGCUGGUCCUGGUCCUUCGCACUCAACCUCUUCACCCGUCACAGGCGCACCGCCAAACGCUUACACCUCGGCAGUUGCUCCACUCACCAACCCUUCUCCCACACACCGUCACUCAAUUGAUCAGCCACAACCAUCGGAGGAUGUCCUGGCGGCAGCCAAUGUGCUCCACAGCGGAUCUCACGGCCGGUCUCAUAGUGUGCAGCACGAAUCGAUGUUCUCAAAUGCCCAGCAAAGAACAAAUACCAUGGGUCCUCCGGUCGGCCACUUGAGGCACCAGCAAUGGAGCGAGUUCAAGCAAGAAGGACGGCGCAUGUCACAAUCUACUCACGCUGCUGAGCAAGAAGCGGCCUUCGCCACCUGGAUCUACGGUUCUGAGGCCCAGUCGAGCCAGAGAAAUGAUGCACCACGGGCUCCGGUAGACUUGCAGUAUGGUUCGGAUCAGAACUUCAGCAAUAACAACCAUCCCUUUAUACCUCCAAGCGAAAAGGACAGCUCAGAAGCCAUACAAAAAGAGCACAUGCGGUACUUCAGCGCGAUAGAACUGUCCAAGAGUGCAAACACAACGCGGCCGACAAGUCCGACCAUAAACGCCGAGGGGCUUCCUUUUAACUUGAAGACCCGUGUACCACCUCCCAUCAAGAUCGAGGCGAACGGCGAUGGUGGGAAGAAAUGGCGCAAGGGCAAGCGCGAUGAGGAUGAGGACGAUGAAGAGCCACAGUCGGCAGUGUCAAAGACAUCUGCACGAAAACGGAAACAAAAAGCCGACCUUGCCAACUCCCCUGGUGGUGCCGCCGACGGCGCGGGGUCCGGGAAGCGGAGGAAAUCGUCUGCUGCAGCCAAGAGAGAAAAUUUGACGGAGGACCAGAAGCGUGAGAACCACAUCAACAGCGAGAAGAAGCGAAGAAAAGUCAUCCAGACUGGAUUUGAGAAUUUAGCGGUCAUGGUUCCUGCUAUUAAGGGUGGCAACCCGAGCAAGAGCGCUAUGCUGGAGGCUGCAGUCGCGUGGCUAGAGGAAUUGUUGGACGGCAACGAAACCCUCAAGGGUCAGUUGUCCCAGCUUUAG
Diaporthe amygdali is the source of this 1476-nucleotide messenger RNA. RefSeq lists its product as uncharacterized. The record is from RefSeq and is a predicted model, not a curated record. The transcript has 2 exons. Lineage: Eukaryota; Fungi; Ascomycota; Sordariomycetes; Diaporthales; Diaporthaceae. Gene Ontology annotation, biological process: regulation of transcription by RNA polymerase II. Bases 1 to 1476 code for a protein of 491 amino acids. Gene Ontology annotation, molecular function: protein dimerization activity; RNA polymerase II cis-regulatory region sequence-specific DNA binding; DNA-binding transcription factor activity, RNA polymerase II-specific.